GCUACUCUGUCAACGGCACGCUCGCCCACGACCUGAAGAGCGAGCCAGAUUCGGUGACCCUCAAUGACGGGAGGAAGGUGGCCGUUCGGGCAACCGUCAAGUUCAUCUCUUUCUCCGCGCACUCUGACUACGCCCAGACCUCCGAGUUCAUUCGCAAGCUGAAGGCGAACGUGGUGGUGCUGGUGCACGGAGAGGAGCACGAGAUGGGGCGCAUGCGAACAAAGCUCAAGGAG
Messenger RNA from Prorocentrum cordatum, 233 nucleotides. The record is from the annotation of a GenBank genome assembly. NCBI's taxonomy places the organism in Eukaryota, Dinophyceae, Prorocentrales, Prorocentraceae.